AGACAUAUACUUCGAACCUCGACGAUCCACUUUCUCCUAAUCAUCGGAAACAUCAUUUCUUGUCCUCUACUUUCUCUCCCUAAACCCUAAAUCUAAACCAUAAGAACAAUGCGAAAGACAAAGCUUCUCUUCCUCUUCUUCUUCCUCUCCCUCUCUCUCCUCUUCGUCGCCGCCGCCGGUGAGAACCGAUGCGAAUGCUCGCACGAACACGAUGGAGAGAACAAAUCCAGCGCCCAGAAGUACAAGAUCGCCGCCAUACCCUCCGUCCUCGUCGCCGGAAUCAUCGGAGUUCUCUUCCCUCUGCUCGGAAACGUCUUCCCGUCGCUGCGUCCCGAGACGACAUUCUUCUUCGUCACGAGAGCCUUCGCCGCCGGAGUCAUUCUCUCCACAGGAUUCCUCCACGUCCUGCCGGAGGCCUUCAAGAUGCUGACGUCACCUUGCCUUAGCGAGCAUCCAUGGGAGUUUCCGUUCACCGGAUUCAUCGCCAUGAUGGCCGCGAUCUUGACCCUCUCCGUCGACGCCUUCGCCACUUCGUAUUUCCAGAAAUCCCAUUUCAAGAAUCAGAGGAUCGGUAGCGAAGGAGAAGGCAAGGAAGGCGGGGGAGAGCUCGGGCUUCACGUCCACGCUCACGCCCACUCCCACGGCGGUCUCACGGCCGCGGAAUCCGGCGGCGGUUCCGCCGGCGAGUCAAUGACUCAGCUUCUCCGGAACCGAGUCAUCGCACAGGUGCUGGAGCUGGGAAUAAUUGUACACUCAGUGGUGAUCGGAAUAUCACUGGGAGCAUCUCAGGACCCCGACACCGCCAAGACUUUGUUCGCUGCCUUGAUGUUUCACCAAUGCUUCGAAGGUCUUGGCCUCGGCGGUUGCAUCACUCAGGGGAAAUUCAAAUGGAUGACAAUUACGAUAAUGGCCAUGUUUUUCUCGGUGACGACACCAAUAGGGAUAGCUGUCGGGAUGGGGAUCUCGAGCUCGUACGAUGAAUCGAGUCCAACGGCUCUGAUCGUCCAAGGUGUCCUGAACGCCGCGUCCUCAGGCAUUCUCAUCUACAUGUCUCUGGUGGACCUCCUCGCAGCAGAUUUCAUGCACCCGAAGAUGCAAUCCAAUUCUGGGCUUCAAAUCAUGGCCCAUAUCUCCCUCCUCCUCGGUGCCGGCGUUAUGUCUCUCUUGGCUAAAUGGGCCUAGAAAAAGCCCAUUUAAUCCCCUUCGGGUUUUUUUUUUUUCUCCCUUGAACCAUAUAUAUAUAUGCAUAUAAUAUAUUAUUUUGUUUGAUCUUUUGUUGUGUAUUGCUUUCUCGCAAUUUUAAAUGUAAAGAGAAUAUAUCUAUCUUAUCUCUCUUGACCUUCUACGGCAAUUUUUGCUAAUUUGUGUCCCAGAUAAUGCCGAGUGUUGUGGAUGACGUGUAAUAAUAAAAAAUGUUACAAACAUUGAGGUCAUGUGUAACAUUAUUUGCUA
Molecule: messenger RNA, 1452 nt
Organism: Tarenaya hassleriana
Lineage: Eukaryota; Viridiplantae; Streptophyta; Magnoliopsida; Brassicales; Cleomaceae
Product: zinc transporter 5-like
Exons: 3
Coding region: 109-1182 (357 amino acids)
Biological process (GO): zinc ion transmembrane transport
Cellular component (GO): plasma membrane
Molecular function (GO): zinc ion transmembrane transporter activity
Source: RefSeq, a predicted model, not a curated record